Cordyceps fumosorosea ARSEF 2679 is the source of this 2178-nucleotide messenger RNA. RefSeq names its product Rad4 family protein. The transcript has 2 exons. The coding region runs from base 1 to 2178 and encodes 725 amino acids. Gene Ontology annotation, biological process: mismatch repair; nucleotide-excision repair. The record is from RefSeq and is a predicted model, not a curated record. Lineage: Eukaryota; Fungi; Ascomycota; Sordariomycetes; Hypocreales; Cordycipitaceae. Gene Ontology annotation, molecular function: damaged DNA binding; single-stranded DNA binding. Gene Ontology annotation, cellular component: nucleotide-excision repair factor 2 complex; XPC complex; cytoplasm.
AUGUGGGAUGAAAUCGACAGAUGGAGGGAGAAGAGCGGACUUGUGCCGCCCAAGACCAAUACCGUCAAAUCCAAAGGCAAGCGCAAAGGACGCGCUGAUAAAAAGGAAAGAGACUGGGGUGAUGAUGCUAAGAAGCUCGAAGAAGGCGUUCCCGACAUGAGCAGCGGAGACCCUUUGUUCAGACUCUGUCAGGUUUUAAUGUCUUGGUGGAAGCAACGAUACCGCACCACCGCGCCGGGAUUGCGAAAAUGGGGCUACAUGUCGUUGGAACGCCUUGACAGGCUAACAAAGGCAUAUGCCAGUGAAGAUAAAUACGACAACAAAUUCGGUGAGCGGAUGGAGAGCAUUGAGGACCUUCGACACUGCGCUAUUCGCUGCAAGGGUAGCCGCGACGUUGGCGCGCAUCUCUUCACAGCACUUCUUAGGGGUCUAGGCUUAGAAAGCCGGUUAGUUGCAAACUUACAAUCCCUCGGCUACUCAUGGACCAAGUUGGAGGACGCAAAAGACGAGCAGGCGGAUGGCAAAUUGCAAACUCGCUCGGCAGACACUACACCAAAGAAACCGACCAAGUCAAAGAAGCGUAGCAAGGAAACGCCCGAGUCGAAGAAGCCUACACAGUCGGUACGGAACCAGGUUUCGGAUGAUGAACAAUUGAAGCUCGAGUAUCAGGACUCAGACGAUGACUCAGUGGUGGAGAUGCAGGUGACGCCCGUGAAAUCGAAGAAGCAGUCACAACCAAAAAUUGAUCAAGAUCUCCCUCACGCAAACUACUGGACUGAGGUAUUAUCUCCGGUGACAGGCAAGUUUCUGUCCAUUGAACCAAUUGUACAGGCAGUCCUUGCUACCAAUCGCGAACUCGUGGAAUCUCUUGAGCCUCGAGGCGGGAAGGCUGACAACGCGCGUCAAAUAAUGGCAUAUGUUGUUGCUUACUCUCCAGAUGGAACAGCCAAGGAUGUAACCGUUCGAUAUCUGAAGCAACGUGUUCUUCCUGGGCGCACCAAGGGCAACCGAUAUCCAACGGAGAAAAUCCCCAUCUACAACAAGCAUGGAAAAGUCCAUGGGCAUGAACACCACGACUGGUUCAAAUUAGCAAUGGCGGGAUACAGGCGCGGUGACAAGAAGCGACCCAUUACUGACAUUGACGAAGUGGAAGAGAGCACGGAUUUGAAGCCCGCCAAGCCCGAGAAGAAGGCUGUGCCAGAAGGGGAGGAGACACUUCAAUACUACAAGCAGUCGAAGGAGUUUGUGCUUGAGAGACAUUUGAAGCGAGAAGAGGCUCUGCGGGCGGAUGCAAAACCAGUCAAAAAGUUCCAGAACAAGAGCAAGUCUAGCACAGGCGAGGAGGAUGUCUACUUGAGAUCUGAUGUCUUGAACGUCAAGAGUGCGGAGACAUGGCAUAAACAAGGAAGAGCUCCGUUGGAUGGGGAACAGCCCCUGAAACGAGUACCAUAUCGUGCUGCAACUACCAACCGCAGACGUGAACUGCUAGAAGCUGAAGCAGCAACUGGGCAAAAGGUCCUUCAGGGUCUAUACAGUUAUGACCAAACCGACUGGAUCAUACCGGAUCCCAUAGUGGAUGGCGUGAUACCUAAAAAUGAAUACGGAAACAUUGACUUAUUUGCCGAGCACAUGUGCCCGCAAGGUGCUGUUCAUGUGCCAUUCCGGGGAACCGUUCGAGUGUGCAAGAAACUCGGAAUUGACUACGCCGAAGCUGUGGUGGAUUUCGAGUUUGGGCAUCGAAUGGCGGUCCCGGUCAUCCAAGGCGUCGUCAUUGCUGAGGAAAACCACGACAUGGUGAUGGAGCAGCUGCAGCAAGACGAGGCCGAGCGGGCGCGGAAGGAGGACGAGAAGCGUCGCAAGGCGGCUCUUGGGCAGUGGCGAAAAUUUCUCAUGGGGAUGCGGAUCGUGCAGAGGAUUCGCCUGGAGUACGGUGAGAUUAACGAGACGACUUCGGUCUUUGGACAUGGCAGUAAGACAGGCCCUGCCGGGGCACCGGAGCCGCCAGUUUUGGGUGAGGGUGGCGAGGAGAUGGCGGGAGGAUUCUUGCCUGAGGGGUAUGAAGAGGACGAAGAUGAGGGAGGUGAUGGCGGCAAGCCAGGCACGUCGCACUUUUUCCCUGUGGUUGAUGAGAAUGAGGAGGCCGAGGGUGGUGAUUUGGUAUUGGAGCACCACGGCUGA